This is a messenger RNA of Daldinia vernicosa, 1502 nucleotides long. RefSeq lists its product as uncharacterized. The transcript has 3 exons. The record is from RefSeq and is a predicted model, not a curated record. NCBI's taxonomy places the organism in Eukaryota, Fungi, Ascomycota, Sordariomycetes, Xylariales, Hypoxylaceae. The coding region runs from base 18 to 1220 and encodes 400 amino acids.
GAGGGAACACUGGCAAGAUGGAUCGGCCGCCCGCACUUAGUAAGACAACGCAUAUAGUCAACUAUGGCCCGCCGCCUAGUUCGAGACAUUUGCUAGCAGACGGUUCACGCUGGAAAACAUCGGCAGGAAUAGGGAAAAGAGGCCCACCGCAACCUGCGAAUCGCUAUAACUUACUUUUAUACCUUAAGGGUAUAAGCGAAGAUCAGGACGCUUUGCCUCUUCUUCGAAAUGCCUUCACAAGCAAGCAAAAUCUUGGGCGAGACUACGUAAUAUCAAACGCUGGGAUAUCGGAAACCAAGCUACUAGGAAAUGACCACGCGGCUACUCUUAUAGCAGAAUGGGAUGCUGUUAUUGAUCUGGCGAGAGUGGUGUGGCAAAAUCCAAACAAUCUCGAAGACUGGAUAACGCAUAUGUUCUACGAGCACUUUCGAGGGCGAAUCCUGAGAGAUGACGAAACUAAAGCACACACACUGGGUCGCGUCUUGGGAUGGGCUGACAAAUGGGCUGAAGUUCGUUACCGAUACUUAAAUCAUUACCUGCGUGACGACCCAGACCACUGGAUGAGAGCAGAUCAGAGGGCUUUUAGAGAGGCUGGAGACCACGCCAACGAGAUCGUUCACACUUCCUCAAUACAGGACGACUGUCUACUAGCCGAAUCAAAUUGGUUUGCACCUGUACACAGGGCAUUAUUUUUUGAUGUUUACCGGCUGGGUGUUAGGGAGGGCCGGCGAUUAGUCUAUCUUUCGAACUGGGUCAAUCUCUCGGCGUCUCUUAGAGAGAUAUUCAGAUGGUCAAUUGACUUUAUUAAUCGUUAUAUUCAUUGGCGGGAGGCGUUGAUGCGGGCAGAGACCAGAGAUCACUUGAACGAAGUGCGCCGCAACACUCAGUUAUCACAACAAGCAAGGCAGAGCCAAAGAGUUGUGUUCGCAAAUUCCAUGAAAGCAAGCAUGAGGGGCCCAGACGAGGCAUAUCGCGGGCUUUUGGACGUACUACGCGCCUUAAUGCUGGAGGCAAGGGAGCACAUGAAAUUCCGACGAAAUUCGUGGCAGCAAUUCUCAACAAUAAUUGACCAGGUGACACAUAAUCUUCGCACCUGUCGACUGAACCGACCAACCAAUAACCGGAACUGGGAUUUACGGCAGAAUUGGCCUAAGCAUUCAGCCCAAGAUACUUUCCUACCAAAACCCCGUGCUCCAGACGCCAGGCUUUUAAUAGUCUGAUAUAGACGGAGAGGUUAUAAUGGCGUUAGUUGUUAGUUUGUUGUAUUGUAAAUUUAGUUCAACUUGACAGACAAAGGUAAGGUAGCACGGCGUACUACCAUAUAGAAUAAGGACGUCUAUAUUGGACUUCUUUGAAUAGGUACUUGGUUCUAAAUUUAGAAACUUGAGUAUUGCCUGUGUCUUAAUAAUAAUACAUAUUGUAUGAACAUUGCUGCCGAUCAAAUUAGCUACGCUGGGCGAAAAAAAUAUGGAGGGUUUCGGGAUUUAAAGAGUUAGUUGAAA